CCCGAGGGAGGGCUGAGCUUCUAUAAACCCCGAGGUGCCUCGGCCAGGCGGAGGAGAAUCUGGAUUAUCUGAGCAACUGAAGAGCCUGAAUUAUAUUCUGUGUGCAUCGAUGGACUAUGCAAAGAAAUCUUUGGGUCUCCUCUCCCCCAGCUCGCUUUCCAAAUGUGUGUCGGGCAGUGCUUCCGCUCCCCGUCUCAGGCCGUAUCGGGUGAGCAACUGUGAGCGCACGCUGCGCAAAGGCAUCAUGGCCGAGAGCCUGAACGACCUGCUUGAAAAAGUACGAAGUGCCCUGCUCUUGGUGGGGACCAUCACCGUGGUCUUGGACGAAGACGGCACCAGCAUAGAAUCGGAGGAGUUUUUCCAGACGCUGGAAGAGGGCACGGUGCUGCUGGUCUUGACCGAGGGACAGACGUGGCGUCCAGCCAAGGGAAGCUCUCCGCUGGACCCUUUUCACCAUGCAAGCCACGGGUCACGUCUUGCUGGGCACCUCCUGUUACAUGCAGCAAUUGCUGGACGCUCCCGAGGAGCCGAAGGAAGAAACUUUGUCAUCGCUGCGCCCCGUUUCUGUCUCUUUCCCCGCCUCUCUCACCCGAAAGAUGCUGCGUUGAGUUUGGGGUGUGUAUGCGGAGGCGGGGGGAUAUUUUCAGCUCCGCUGCUGCUAUGGACUCUGAACCAGGGACGGUUGGCAUCGUACAUGUAGGGCACCCCCAAGGACCCCGGGGAACGGGACAGGCACCCCUCUCCACCGGCUGGUUUAGGUGGAGUGAAAAAGCACAACCACGCUCGAGACAUUUUGGCACUGUUUUAGGAUUCUGGGCACUCGUGGAUUCUCAGAAGUUGUAAUGUGCGUUUCUUCUUGUCCAGCUCUGCAGCUGGAGGGCAGAAUUGGUGCUGAGGAAGAGCAACGUUUCUCCUUUCCCUAUGCGUAUAUAUUUAUUUAUUUUUUCAACCUGUAUAGGCAAAUGUGCGGCCAGCGUGAUGCCACGUCUGCUGCUGACUUGUAUCGCACGG
Molecule: messenger RNA, 1011 nt
Organism: Python bivittatus (Burmese python)
Lineage: Eukaryota; Metazoa; Chordata; Lepidosauria; Squamata; Pythonidae
Gene: CIDEC
Product: cell death inducing DFFA like effector c
Biological process (GO): apoptotic process; regulation of apoptotic process
Source: RefSeq, a predicted model, not a curated record